AUCGCAAGUUCCACUGGUGAGAACAAACGCCGCGUCGUCAUUGGGCGAUUUACGUCGAUUACAUCGAAAAGCCCAAUCCAAAGCCUCCGUGAGCAAGCGAUUGUCGUCGAUCGCAAUUCGUGACGUCACGACACAUUCUGUAACGUGUCCAAUGUACAUUCGUCGGACGGUCGGAUCCAUCGGUGACCGGAAGCUUGCAGGUAGAACAAGUAAACAACGUGGCCGCAACGAGUAGCAAAUGAUUCGGAUUCGUUCGGCGAAUUGCUGCGCUUUCAAAUGAGUGGCACGCGAUCGCGAAGGUGAACGGGGAUCUCGCGGCCUAAUCGCCGCAUAUCAACGUUUGCCGUUGACAUCGUAGCGACAAAGUUACAAAGGGGCUCGCGACGCCGCGUAAAAGCCGCUUUGUCGUGGUUUAUUUUUGCAUUCGAAAUCGCUAUAUUUUUGCGUGCAACAUAAUCUUAAAAUAGAUCGCGACGACGACGGCGACGGCGACGGCACUGCGGCAGUGACGACGGUAACGUGCGAUGUAUUUUCCGCGCGCUGAUGACGAGCGAGGAACAUGAGUUUUGAGGUUACCACGUAUCUGAGUGGGCUCGGCUAAUUCUUUUCCUAAACGUUGCUCGGGCACGAGCCACUCGCGAGGAUGGACACUACCAGCGAGAUAAUCGACGAGCCCCAACAGUCGCUGGUCAAGCGAAUUUAUUAUUCGGCAAGGGAUGGAAUGGCGAUCGCUCUUUAUACCCUGCUGAACGACAAGUCUGAUGUCGAAGUCAAUUGUUUGAUUAACCAGAAGGUUCUAGAAGAUGACGGACAAAGGUGCACACCUUUAAUAGUUGCCGCGCGUUAUGGACAUAGCAAAGUAGUCAGAAUGUUGCUUGACAAGUUUAAACCUGAUUUAGAACAGGAAGGAACGGUGAAAUUCAAUGGAUACGUUAUCGAAGGAGCUACUGCGCUUUGGGCUGCAGCAGGAGCAGGACACUUAAACGUUCUUAAAACUCUCGUGAAGACAGGAGCAAAUGUCAACCAUACAACGAAGACUAAUUCUACCCCGCUUCGAGCGGCAUGCUUUAAUGGACGUUUAGACAUUGUUAAAUAUUUGAUCAAUCAUCAAGCAGAUAUAAAUAUUCCCAAUAUGUUUAACAAUACUUGCCUUAUGAUAGCAUCGUACAAAGGACACUUGGAUAUUGUUAGUUUUCUAUUAGACAAAGCGGCAGAUCCAAACAAGAAAGCAUAUUGUGGGGCAACGGCAUUGCAUUUUGCUGCUGAAUGUGGGCACAGUACUAUCGUGCACGAGCUGUUGAAGUAUGGAGCGCAAAUGACGAAGAAUGUGAGUGGUAUGACGCCUUUAAUAACGGGUGCCGAACGGUCACGUGAGGACGUCGUUGAAUAUCUAGUAAAAAGGCCAGAAAUGACAAAGGAAGAAAAAAUAGAUGCUUAUGAACUACUUGGAGCAUCGUACGCUAAUGAUAAAGAUAAUUAUAGUCUAAAUAUGGCAUACAUAUAUCUAUGGAAGGCAAUGCAAUUAAGGUAUAGUGAUACUGAAAAUAUUGUACAUAAGCAACUAGGUUCAACUGUGAAAGCAUAUGAGAAUUGGAAAGAAUGCGAAACAAUAGAAAGUUUAGAAAGUAUCAAAGAUAAUCCCAAUGCUAUACAUAUGGAAUCGCUUGCUAUUCGGGAGAGAAUAUUAGGCCUCCACAAUCCGGAACUGCCACAUCCUAUAGUAUUCAGAGGCGCUAUAUUUGCGGAUAACGCCAGAUUUGAUAGAUGUAUAGAUUUGUGGUUGCACGCUUUGAAAUUACGACAACUCAAUGAUAUAUCCGUUGUAACAGACCUCCUUCGAUUUGCGCAAGUUUUCUCGCAAAUGAUACACGUGGGCGUCGCUCUAGAUAUUUCUCAAGUGAUAAAUGUUCUGGAAGCAAGCGUAACAGAGUUGAAUAGAAACCAGAUCAAAAUCCACAAUCCGGAUUCUAAGGAUGACAUCGAUCAAUGUGUUGAAGAGAUGGAAUCGAAUAUUACAACAACUCUAUACAUUUUAACGAUUCUGACAAAACUGAUGACUCUUAAUGAAAAGAACGAUGAAUCAGAUUUGACACAGGCACAUCAUCUAAUACACAAAUUAUGUGCGUUAAAAGUAUGUUUGAAAGAUGGACAGACUUUACUACAUCUUGCUGUGAAUGCUGAAACUCCUGUCGACGAUUUUCAUACUAAUGAUGUCUGCAAAUUUCCGUGUGCAGCUACAGCACAAUUAUUGAUUCAUUGCGGUGCUGACGUAAAUGCAAUGGAUAACGAAAGAAAUACGCCGCUUCACGUUAUUGUUGGUUACAGUAAAGCAAUUAGUGAUUUUGCGACCUUACAUUCAAUUAUAAUAAAUCUGAUUGAAGCUGGAGCACAUAUGGACACUAUAAAUAAUAGAGGUCAAACUCCGUAUGAUGCGGUUACUACGGGCCUAGCUAAAAUAAUAUUACGUACUCGGACCAAAUUGUCCUUAACGUGUAUGGCAGCCAAAGCAAUUAAGACUUAUGACCUACCAUAUCGUGGUAACGUUCCACGUUCACUUGAGGGCUUUAUAGAACUUCAUGGGCCUGGACUUAAUCAGAUUUGACAAGUCUUUAACAUUGCUACAAAAAAAUCGAAAUUUUCUUAUACAAAGCAUAUAAUACUUAAUAUUUUUAUACAAAAAAUACAUUAAAUAUUCGAGUAAUUAAAAAUUUUAUCACAUAUACAUAAUUUAAUCUAUAUGGAAUCAGGAUUUUCAAUCUCGUGAAAAACACCGAUGUGUGACUUAAACAAAAUUGUAUAAAAAAAUUAUCACGUGAAAGAUGUGUUUUACGAUAUAUAUAAGAUUGAUACAAUUUAUUCAGUGAUACACUCUGGGAUAUUGUGUCUUUUUAUAUUAAACGUACUUUUUAGAUGAUAAAUAGUAUUGCUACAUAAGAAGCCGUGUUCCGAUAUACAUUGCUGAAAAUUUAUAGUUUACGUUAUGCAUACCGUAGAUUUUUACUAUUGGCUAUAGUCGCUGCGUUAUAAAGUAUUUUAAAUAAUUAGCCACUGCAUUCAAUUUUUGCUGACGUUUUCACCGUAAUUUUAACUGUAAUUACUGUGAUAAAUAAAAUCAAAUUAAAUAUACUUUUCAAGAUAUACAAAUUGUGUGAGUUAAGAUACUUUUUGCACGUAUUGUUCGAUUUUAUGUGCUGCUAUCCCUCUUUGUUAAAGACGUCUGCUGUAAUACCACCUGGAAAAGUAUAAAAUAUAUUUUUUCGUUAUUGCUAUAUUAAAUUUAUUUAAUAUUUACACACGCACUCUCUGUAUACAAUCGUGUGAAACUAGGAAGAUAAUAGUAAAAUAUAUAAGAAUAUACAUAUCGCACGACACUUUACAAUAUAUUAUUUACAAUGUUUACACAGACUCGUUUAUCUUAUCUAUUUUACACAUUUUACAACGGCGCUCGCUUAUCAAUAACACUUCUGUACAAAUAUACACGUGUGUUCAAAAUCUUUUGGCAAAAAGAAAAGAAAAAAAAAAAA
Trachymyrmex septentrionalis is the source of this 3524-nucleotide messenger RNA. RefSeq names its product protein fem-1 homolog B-like. The record is from RefSeq and is a predicted model, not a curated record. The coding region runs from base 644 to 2602 and encodes 652 amino acids. The transcript has 10 exons. Gene Ontology annotation, molecular function: protein binding. Lineage: Eukaryota; Metazoa; Arthropoda; Insecta; Hymenoptera; Formicidae.